This is a messenger RNA of Lampris incognitus (smalleye Pacific opah), 1169 nucleotides long. RefSeq names its product plexin-D1-like. The annotation marks the transcript as partial. Gene Ontology annotation, molecular function: semaphorin receptor activity. The record is from RefSeq and is a predicted model, not a curated record. Gene Ontology annotation, cellular component: semaphorin receptor complex. Lineage: Eukaryota; Metazoa; Chordata; Actinopteri; Lampriformes; Lampridae. Gene Ontology annotation, biological process: regulation of cell shape; regulation of GTPase activity; negative regulation of cell adhesion. The transcript has 8 exons.
AUAUCCCCCCAGAGUGGUCCGCUAGAUGGGGGCACCUUGCUGACGGUUCAGGGUAAGAACCUUGGUCGGAGGGCAGAGGCAGUGAAGGUCUCCAUCGGAUCUGUGCCAUGUACGCUCCUUCCUGAACGCUACACCGUCUCUGUAGAGCUGGUGUGUGUGACCGGGAGGUCUGAAUAUGAAACGGCAGACAUUGUCCAAGUGGUUGUGGACGGGAAUGAGAUGGGGGCUUCAAAGGAGCAAUUCUCAUACUUGGUCCCCAGGCUGCUGUCCAUGGAGCCCAGAAAGGGCCCCCGUGCUGGGGGUACCAGAGUGACCAUCAGAGGGGAACAUCUGGACAUUGGCUCGCAGGUCAGAGUCAAGGUUAAUGGCACACAGGAAUGUGCCAUCAAAAUGCCAGCAGCUGAUAUCAUUGAGUGCACCAUGCCUGCAGCUGUGCAAGAGCACACUGAGCCCGUGGUGGUUUGUCUGGAAUUUGAAAACCUUCCUUGUCAGGGAGAAGAGCUUAGUACGACAUACAGCUACGAGAAAAACCCCACCAUAAGCUUCAUCAAGCCCAAAAGGAGCUACCUCAGCGGUGGCAGGACCAUCACAGUGACGGGCCAAGGUUUUGAUCUGGUGCAGAGUGUUAUCAUGGAGGUGUUGGGAGUUGGACAAACUACCUGCACGGUGCACUCCAUCUCCAUGAUUAAAUGCGCCUCACCGGCCUCCAGCCAGUCCCAGCAGGCUUUGCUGCAGUUCUACCUGAACAGUGUGCUCUACACAGGAGAUAGCCCUGCCUCCUCCGACAGUGAGCCAGAGGAAGAGGAGGAGCCUCACGGAGGUCAGUUCCUGUUGGAAUACGUGGAGGACCCUCAAUUCUUCACCGCCAGCAAGGAGAAGCUGAUCAAACACCACCCCGGCGAGCCGCUCACACUCAUCAUUAACAAAGUGCCAAGCGAUCUGGAACUGGCACCGGAGGAAUACUCAGUGAUGAUUGGCUCCCAUCCUUGUGACAUCAGCUUCUACAAUGACCAGCUGUUCCACUGCACCAUCAACGGCUCGCUGAGCUCCAGUGAAAGAGAGUUGCCUGUCACAGUGCAAGUCGGGAAUUUCAUCGCACCAUAGCCAAAGUGCAGUUGGGCGGUAGUGAGCUGGCCAUUGUGGUGUCCAUCGUGGUGUGCUGUGUGCUG